Messenger RNA from Paramecium octaurelia, 1251 nucleotides. The record is from the annotation of a GenBank genome assembly. Lineage: Eukaryota; Ciliophora; Oligohymenophorea; Peniculida; Parameciidae.
AUGAAUUAAUCGUAAACAUGCUAUGAUUCAGAUUUAUUUGUAAAUGAAUAAUUGACAGGCUUAACCUGUCCAAUAGGUUUGGGAGUUCUUAGGAAUCCAGUAUUUGAUUAGUGUGGUCACGUAUUCUGUCAUGGAUGCAUCACGGAUUGGCUCAAAAAAUAAAAGCUAUGUCCCAUCAACAAGCAGCCAUUAAAUGAAAACUAAUUAAUUAAAGCAAUACCCAUUAAAAACAUGAUUGAUGAACUCGAAUUGAAAUAAUGUUUGUUGAAGUGUGGUUGGAAGGGAACCUUAGACAAGUAUUAUACGCACGAUGAAAAGGAAUGUCCUGAAACAUAGUUGCAUUGCUCUAACAAAGAUUGUAAUACGGUGAUGAAAAGGGCAUCUCUUAAACACCAUAUAGAGUUUGAAUGUGAACAUUAAUAAAUUGUGUGCGAAAAGUGUUAAUAAAAUCUAAUUCGAUCUAAUUAGAAUCAACAUUUAGAGGUUUGUGAAGGCAGAAAUAUUCAAUGUAACGAUUGCUAACAGGAUAUGGUAUUUUCGGAUUACAAUAAUCAUAUGACGAUAUGUCCUUAAAAGUAUUAAUUCUAUAUAUUUUAGAAAAAUUUAAUGUCCGAUUGAAGGGUGCAAUGAGAUAAUCAAAGAAGUCAACCUAGAAUAACAUGUAUCUAAUUUUAAGCACAUCCUAAUACUUUGUUAAUAAAUUAAACAAUUAAAGGAUGAGUUGGCUUUGACCAAUAAAAGGUUGGAUAGCCAACAAAUCCCAUAUUUGGAUGGGUGGAGGACAUCUUUGUCUAAGACUGUUGAAAGUAGAGAGUGGCUAUCAGUGAAUUCCAUGCACAAAAUAAAAGCCCCAUUUAGUUUGCGAUUUGAGGCUUUGAAUAUUAAUAAACGACCGAAUCAAUGGAGAGCAGUGAUCGGGGUAUCUCAGGAUAAGCUAAAGAAUAAUCAUUUAUGGUAUAGACAACAAAAUGUAAUCGAAUUUAUAAUAAUAUUCAGUCUUUCGUGUGGAUAUUUGGAGGUUUUAAAUGCAGUAGUCAAGCAGAAAAGUAUGGUAGUGAAGUGCAAGAUGAGAAUUUUCAGGCGAAGAUGAUAUUGAAUCAAAAAGGGGAACUCUCUUUUGAGCACUCUGGAAGUGACAUGGGUGUUGCAUUUGUAUUGCCAAAAGAAGUCUUCGCGGAGGGCAUAUAUUUGAUCGUUUCUAUAAUUAAUCAAGGGGAAAUAAGAUUGCUGUCAUUGGAUAGUUUAGUUUGA